AUGGCGACGCUUAACAAGAUCACGGGAGGAGAAGACGAAGAAAAGGAGGAGGGAGGAAUAAACAGCGGCAUAAGGAGGGCGGAGGGGGGGCAGGAUGAGGGGACGGAAAACUGGACAUGCGUCACACAUAAUAAUAACAAUAAUAAUAAUAAUAAUAAUAAUAAUAAUAAUAAUAAUAAUAAUAAUCAGAACACCCUCACCUCUUUAAUGCCCCCGGGAAACGAAAUUGAGGAGAUAACGAAGAGAGGUUCGGGUGGGACGGCCGGAGCAUCGGGGCAGAGGCAACAACGGCAACGGCUGACUGCAGAGGAGGUUUACGACCAAAAUGAAGAGAAAUUCAACAAAGACCGCAAACGAACACAACUUAAGAAGAGUCGGCGAAGAGAGAAUAGAUCAAACUGUGUUGUGGAAAUGCGUGUGUGUGUGUGUGUGUGUCGAAGUUUACGAAGUCUCAGGAACUGCCGAAGUGGUAAGAAGGGCCGUCAACUGCAAAAGCGGGGAGGAAUGUUGAAUCAGGGCGUACAUAAGACGUGGAAAAGGAGGAGCAUUUGCAGUGCCACGUCGUGUAAAAGGCAGCAAGUAACAAAAGAGCGACGAAGACCUCUAGUUGAAGCCCUGAGCUUCCUCUCUCAGCAUAUUGAAGGCGAUGACCAGGUUGGCUGGAGGGAGAGCAUAAUGUGUGUGGAAAAGAAGGGGGCGUGCAAUGCAACAUUAAAGAGAGGGGGUACUUGCUGUGUGUGUGCAGUGCAACGGGCAGAGCGGGGGCGUGGCGGGGCGUGGCGGGGCGUCGCUGGCUUCCCGUGGUUGUUGCGCUGGCGACAGAACCUGACGGGGAGAGCUGCAGGGCGGCGGCGGCGGCGCGCGGCGGGCCCGGGGCGGCGGGCGGUGGCGGGGCGCCGAGGGCGGCUGGCGGCGGCGCUGCGCGCGGCGCUGGAGGGCAGCGGGGCGCGGCAGUGCGCGAGCUGCGCCGCGCGCAUCAAGAAGGAGCUGCGGGUCAGCGCGAGGGACUGCUCGCCGACCUCAAAGUCCAGGAGGACUGCCUCGCGACGCUCAAAGCCAGUGCCUGAGGGGAUGACGCGAUUGAACACAGGGAUGACGCGAUUGAACACAAAAGAAAGAUUGGACGUUGUUACUUCAUUGGAACACUCGGUGUAUAAUAAUAAUAAUAAUAAUAAUAAUAAUAAUAAUAAUAAUAAUAAUAAUAAUAAUAACGCGAAGGCGCAAUGA
Gryllus bimaculatus (two-spotted cricket) is the source of this 1227-nucleotide messenger RNA. NCBI's taxonomy places the organism in Eukaryota, Metazoa, Arthropoda, Insecta, Orthoptera, Gryllidae. The record is from the annotation of a GenBank genome assembly.